AUGGCAGAUGAUGUCAAUCUAAAUCUAACAAAAGAUUUAAAAUCAAAUUGGCGCACUGUAAAAGUCAGAAAACGAUUUGAAGGCAAAAAUCAAUAUGAUGAUGUUUUUAAACAUUUUUUUUUGUGGCCACAAAAAGAAAAUUUACGAAAAAAUUUAUUUACAAAAUUUCAACCUUCACGCUACAGCACAGCACGGAGAAUAUUCCAAAAAACUCUAUUCCAUAAGGGUGUUGGAAAAAAAACAGAAAGGAAACGAGAACCUUCCCGUUUGUGUUGUGAAAACGAAAAAUUAUCCACGAUUAUGGUAGAUAUAGGAAUGGAGGAUUUGUUCUCGGGUAAAGGCAGUCAGCAAACAUGUCUGACAUUAAAACUGAUAUUUAAUAGUUUCUCAUGUUCAAAGAUAAAAUCGAAAAGCACAUUUUAA
Molecule: messenger RNA, 423 nt
Organism: Clunio marinus
Lineage: Eukaryota; Metazoa; Arthropoda; Insecta; Diptera; Chironomidae
Source: the annotation of a GenBank genome assembly